AUGACGUUCUCAGCCGCGACUCGGACCCCACACGUCGAGGCCGACUCGAACGACCCCUGGGCGAUCCAACCCGUCCGACCGGCUUCCCCACCACCGCCCGCCCCAACCCAAGACGAGCUGAUCGAACUCAAGCGGCGAGAAAGGUGGGAGAAGAUGCAACAAAAGGCUCUACAACUUCAGGCGGUGAAAGCGGCGAAGCUGGAGGCGACCAAACUGAACGGUGCCUCGACGACGAUGAGGUUCAAGCCGAGGCCUUGGUUGAGGAGGGACCCGAGUACGAACGGUCAAGCAGGUCAGAGGAGAACGUUCACCUUGUUCAGUUGGAACGUGAGUACAGCUUGUUGGGGGUGGUCAGAGUCGAGUACCCCUUUUCGACAGCGAAAAGACUGACUCGACCUUUUGGCUCCCCCCACUACUCCGAGUGUAGAUGCUCGCCCAGGCUUUGGUCAGAAGGGAACUGUUCCCCGGCUCUGACUUCCUCAAGGUGUGUUUUCAUUGGAGCUAGGGGAAAUGAACUACCGCAGGGAACCAACCUGUUGCUGUCCUUUGUUCCUCAGGUCAAGACCCGAAUUAUAACCCUAAUGGCCGAGUAAGUUUUCAGCGCUGGCACGACGAGUGAUGGUCCUAGAUCUGACCCCGAUCGCCCCCCUCCCUCAUAUAGAGUCCUGCACUACUCCCCCUCGCUCGUCUGUCUCCAAGAAGUCGACCACUACGACACCCAUCGUCAAGCGCUCGAACAGGCCGGCUACGACCUGACCUACCACAUCGGGUACGACACCAAACCCCAUGGCGUUCUGAUCGCCUACCAAGCUUCUCUCUUUGAUAAAGUCGAUCAGUUGGAGAUCAAGUUUGACGAGGAAAAAAUGAGGCCCUCGUCGACGACGACGAGCGUGCAACUGGAUCGAGAAAACCUUGCGGAAGAAAGGAGGAUUCGAGCGCUGUCCCGAUCUACGAGGAACGUCGCUUUGUUCGUCGCGUUGAAACACAAACCAUCGUCGGAUUCUUCGUCGUUGUCGAGUCGUGAAGGAGGUUUGAUCAUCGGGACGACGCACCUGUUUUGGCACCCUACCCAUGUUUACGAGAGGGUUCGACAGAUGUAUCUGUUUGCGGAGAGGGCCGAGAGGUUUAGGGUCGAGAUGCAGGGGAAACACGGCGGGCUCUGGAGACUGAUCCUGGCGGGUGGUGAGUUUUUCUCGAUGAAGCUCAAAAGUUCAAUGAAGUUCGUUGAGUCUUUACCUUUCACUCUUCCGCUCAGACCUCAAUACCCAACCCAACGAAAUCACCUACGCCCUGCUCAAGCGCGUCCCCUUGACCCCCUCCCAAACGCAUGCUUUCGAAGCAAGUUGCGUCAUCCACCAAUCCGUCGACAAGAUAUACGAUCCUUCCUACGAGACGAUGGAAGUCGUCAAAGAAGUGGCCGAGGGGGAAGAAGCGAUCGAGGAUCCCGACAAGGUGAUCAAGAAUUCUCGAGCUGCGAACGAGGCCGAUGGGCUCGUGUCCCUCGACGAGUUCAAACUUCUCUACGAGAGUCUACCCCACGUUCGUUCAGCCUACGGAGAAAUUCACGGUCUCUUCACUGAAGAACAAGCGCAAUGGUACGUCGAACGACCACCCGGUGUCGAAUCGAGUCAAGGGUGGAAGAUCAUCGAGGAUCCUCGAGCGAUCGAACAACGUCGUCAAGGGAGUUGGGAGGAGCGUGUGGCGAGAGGCGAUUUUGAACCCAUGUAUACCAACUAUACGCCGUUGUGGAGGUGUUGUCUCGAUUACAUACUCGCAUUGGAGAAGGAGGAUCGGGGAGUGAGCGGUGUUGAAUGGACGGGCUUGAUGAGGAUGCAUCGUCGGGACGAGAUGGGGGAUGGGUUGCCCAAGUUGGGCGUCGAACCGAGCGAUCAUCUUGCCGUCGCGUGCGAGUUCGUCUUACCUCUGUAG
This is a messenger RNA of Microbotryum saponariae, 1929 nucleotides long. The record is from the annotation of a GenBank genome assembly. NCBI's taxonomy places the organism in Eukaryota, Fungi, Basidiomycota, Microbotryomycetes, Microbotryales, Microbotryaceae.